Molecule: messenger RNA, 927 nt
Organism: Solanum pennellii
Lineage: Eukaryota; Viridiplantae; Streptophyta; Magnoliopsida; Solanales; Solanaceae
Exons: 3
Coding region: 1-927 (308 amino acids)
Source: RefSeq, a predicted model, not a curated record
AUGGAGGCAUUGGUAGAGCGCUAUCCAUUGAUAGAUAGUGCAGCCUUUCUGUGCAAGACUGAUCCCACCUUCUUGGAGCCUCUGGACGAUGAUGAGCCCAUUGCUGAUGAGGAAAUGGUUUAUGAGGAGGAUGACGACGAUGUGGAUGAGGCAAAUUCCUUAAUGGUAUUGCCUACAACUGUUCUGGAUGGUUAUUCUCCUUAUGAAAGAUUGUUUGGAAAAUCUCCUAGAUUGGAUCACAUUAGAGUAUUUGGGUGUUUAUGUUUUGUUGCUACAUUUCCUAGGGGUAGGAAGUUUGAAGCCAGAGCAAACAGAACUGUUCUAUUUGGUUUUUCUUCCACACAAAAUGGUUAUAAGUUUUAUGAUCUUCAUGCAAAGAUUGUGUUCAUCAGUAGGGAUGUUGUUUUCAAAGAAGAAGGAUUUCGUUUCAAGAUUUUGCAACCUCAUGAUGAAGAGAAGUCUCAUGUUGAAGAUUCUUCCUCACAACCUGCAUAUCCAAGAACUGAAAUGUCCAGCAAUCCAGUUGUUGAGUCCCCUAUAGUUGAUAACUUAGAAGACUUACAAGAUGAACCCCUGGACAUGGUUCUAUUGAAUCAGUACAAACUACCCGCACUGGUUCAAGAAAGACUACCAGGGCAUGCAAGACUCAUGCUUGGAUUAAAGAUUAUUUUGUUCCCAAAAAGUCCAGUCCUCACUCCAUCACUAAGUAUGUUUGUUAUGGUAAUGUAUCCACAGGUUAGCAAUCUUACUUACAUGCUUUUUUCAGAAGAUGUGGAGCCCCAAUCUUUUAAUGAAGAAUCUCAAGACAAGUUGUGGAUUAAUGCCAUGAAGCAAGAAAUCCAAGCUUUCGAAGAUAACAAUACUUUGAAAUUGUUGACAUACCACCUGGUGAGAAAGAAAUUGGUUCCAAAUGGGUAUACAAGAUAA